Messenger RNA from Symbiodinium natans, 975 nucleotides. Lineage: Eukaryota; Dinophyceae; Suessiales; Symbiodiniaceae. The record is from the annotation of a GenBank genome assembly.
AUGAAGCCUUGGUCUCCUGGCCCGCUUCGCCUGGCCCGCCUGGCCUGCUGGUGCAUCGCUGCGUGGGGCUUGACGGGUGCCAGGGGCAUCCGUGGCCUCGCCGUGUCUGGCACUUCGCGGUCAGCCGCGAGCUCCGGCCUCCACAAGGCAAUCACUUUCAGCCGCCAGACGCUGGCCGCCAUUAGGCAAGGAACCUCUUCUGAUUUUGGGGAGGACGGCGAUGAUGAGCUGGAGGCAGAGGAAGACGCAGCCGAGAUGACAUCAAGCUUGUUCAAUGCAACGCUGCAGAAGUGCUUGGAGCUCGGCAACAAUCGCGAUGAUUCAUCAGCAGUUUUGCGGAAGAAGGUCAGCGAGAUAUGUCGGCAAGCUGACGCGAAAGGCUUGGUGCAAAAGCUGUCAGCAAAGAUCAAUGACGAGACAGUGGCAACUUGGCUGUGUCAAGGCACUGGCGUGUCUUCGCCAGAGGAUCUGGAAGCUUGCCGACAAACAGGUCAAGUUUUGCUGGGAGGUUUGGGCGAGAUGGUCGAAACGGCCGUGUCGCCCGAGGCGCUGGCAAAGUUUACGAUGUAUUCCAUCAAGGCUGUGGCCACCCUGGCGCCUCUUCCACCACCCUUGGGUGUGUUACUCAAUAAGGCCGCGGACAUGGUCCUCAACCGGCUCAGCAAGGAGGCAGAGGCGCAGCUGGAAGACUUGGAGGAGAAGAUGGAGCAAGUCAGCCGCAGGGUGCUCAACGAGGAACUCUUGCGCUUGGGGGCCGCUCAGGCAAGGGCUGGCGAAGAUCAAAUCCAAGAGAUGGCGACGCUGGAUGCCAGUCUUAGGGAUGCCAUUGAGUCCAGCAACUGGGGCAAUGGGCUAUCGAAACUCGCCGGGGCUUUGAGUAAGUCAGGCAGCUUCAACCGCUGGGCCAGCAUCGAGCAGAACCUUGCUACCAGCCUUGAGCUGCUAAGGCCACCAAGCUCUGUUUUGGAUGUGUGA